UGUCGGUGCGGACCAGCUCGGCCGGGUGAUCGGCGAUGAUCUCCACCAUGGUGCGGUUGUCGUGCGGUCGCAGCCGAGGAGCUGUCGCCUCCUGUUGCACCGCUGCCGCCGGGCUCACCUCGCUCAUCUUUCCCGGGACAGGCUGUAAGCUACUGGACGGGGGGCUGAACCUCCGGCUGGUGGUCGGAUCUACAGGAAUGCGCAUUACAACAACCACAAUUAGAAAAAAAAAAAAAAAAAUACAGGGGAUUAAAAAAAAAAGGCAGGGGCGCAGGGCGCGAGAUACCGGUACCGAGCAGCUCUUCGCGGCACUAAGUGGGGCGCAGCAUUUCAGCUCCAGCGCAUCCCCACCAGUAACCCCCGGAGGAAAUCGGAAAGUCGCUCCGCUAGUAGCGAUGAGCAGUAACGCAGCAAGCCCAAUGUCUGGUGUGGCCUCUUUAAGUUCCGGAAGAGGAACUGGAAAAUCUGCAAGCUUUGUUCCUGAGUUGCAAACAAUGCUAUUUGCUCUUGGAGAUGUCCGUCGACCUCUUCAGGAAACUGCAGCAUUAGUAGAAGACAUAGUGCAUAGCCAGCUCAUUCACUUGUUGCAGCAAGCUGCAGAUAUAUCUCAGUUAAGAGGAGCUAGAGUUAUAUCUGCUGAAGACAUCUUGUUUCUUAUGCGUAAAGAUAAGAAGAAGCUUAGAAGAUUGUUGAAAUACAUGGCUUUUAGGGAUUAUAAAUCCAAAAUUGUCAAAAGUAUUGAUGAAGAGGAACCCAUUGAAACAGACAAAUUCAGCUGCAGCAAUGUCAACAAGAGGCAGAAGUUGGCUCAGGACUUUCUCAGUUCUAUUGAUCAAACAGGAGAAUUUCUGGCACUACUGGAAGACACUGAAAUUGAUGAAAUUAAACAGGAAAGACUGGAGAGAGCCGAACGACAGACCAGAAUGAUGGACCCUAUUCAAUAUGCAGAGUUCUGUGAAAGCCGGCAGCUGAGUUUUUCAAAAAAGGCAUCAAAGUUUAGAGAGUGGCUCGACUGUAGCAGUAUGGAAGUGAAGCCCAAUGCUGUUGCCAUGGAAAUCUUGUCCUACCUGGCCUAUGAGACAGUUGCUCAGCUGGUUGACCUUGCACUUUUGGUGAAGCAAGACAUGGCCACAAAGGCAGGAGACCCAUUCAGCCAUGUUAUUUCAGCAACUUAUAUACAACAUUAUAAUACUCCAGGAGAGGGGCUGUCUGUAUCUGUAAAGACCCAUAUGGAUUCCCCUGAGAACACCCCUCCUUCCACACCCACCACCCCAGCCUCAGGGCCCCAGCAUGGAGUGAAGACUCACCCAAGCAAUCUUGGAAAUGGAGGUGCUGGGCAAGAUUCAUGCAGCAAAGUUAAACAGAGAAAACGAAAAAAGAGCGCUGCAGCCUGUGGUCUCCCGGCUCAAAGUGAUGCCAUUCAGCCCGCCCACAUCAGAGAAGCAAUCCGACGGUACAGCCACAAGAUUGGCCCACUCUCCCCAUUCACAAGUGCCUACUGCAGAAAUGGGAUGACAUUUCUAGCCUGUUGAUCAGAAGAAGAACAGUAAAUAUAGAGACGCCGUCUAAAGAUGUAACUGCCAAUAUGACAGAAAGCAAGAUGCCAUUUCUAUCAUCAGUACUCUGCCGGAUUUGUCUUUCAGUCACAGAAGAUGACAGCUUAUGAGGACGAAUUUUAGUGAGAAAUGACGCCUUUAAUUGUUGUUAAUCUCAGUGAAACACUGAAUGGCAACAAAAAUGAAAAGUCAUAUUGUUUCCUUGCACAUUUAACCCUAUUUUUCAUGAAUAAAGAGUUUACAGACUUUCCCAUUUUCUAAA
Polypterus senegalus (gray bichir) is the source of this 1818-nucleotide messenger RNA. RefSeq names its product SPT3 homolog, SAGA and STAGA complex component (gene supt3h). Gene Ontology annotation, biological process: transcription by RNA polymerase II. NCBI's taxonomy places the organism in Eukaryota, Metazoa, Chordata, Cladistia, Polypteriformes, Polypteridae. The transcript has 13 exons. Bases 36 to 1532 code for a protein of 498 amino acids. Gene Ontology annotation, molecular function: transcription coactivator activity; protein heterodimerization activity. The record is from RefSeq and is a predicted model, not a curated record.